GAAUUCGGAAUACAGAAAAUACUACAAGAUGAUUGGACUUCUCAUACUGACGCUGAUCCCCGCUGCCCUGGGGCACGGCUACCUCCAGGAUCCCCCCUCACGAUCAAGUAUGUGGAGGUUCGGGUUUAACACGCCCCACAACUACGACGACAACCAACUGUUUUGUGGAGGAUUCGAUAGACAAUGGAAUAAAAAUGGCGGAAAAUGUGGGAUCUGUGGUGAUCCCUGGGAUGGCGUACGUGAAAACGAGGCUGGAGGACGAUAUGCAACUGGAAUAAUAAGCAAAAGAUACACCGAAGGACAAAUCAUCGACGUUAAAGUGAAAAUCACAGCCUCUCAUUUAGGAUAUUUCGAAUUCCGUUUAUGUCCGAAUAAUAAUGUUCAUAAGCCUGCAACACAGGCCUGUUUAGAUCAAUAUGUCCUUCAUCAACCUUCUGGGAGUGUUCGAUUCAUGGAACAAGGACGUCCCCAGACCUACUCAAUAAAGCUCAAACUGCCACGGGGGCUCACGUGUACUCAAUGUGUUCUACAAUGGAAAUAUAAUGCAGGUAAUAGUUAUGGACUUUCCUCGUACGGACAGACAUGUAAAGGAUGUGGCCAGCAGGAACAAUUCUACGGCUGCGCAGACAUCGCCAUCGGCCAGUCCUCCAUUGGGUCUCAGCAAGGCGGAAGUUAUCAGCCAAACGUACCACACAACGUGGUGGUGCGCCCUCAGCUCCCUCUGGCGGUAGUCGGCGGCAGUUCGAACACGUGCACCGCUGUACCAGCAUUCAAAAUGAUCAGUCCAUUGGCUGCUGAUAACUGGUGCAUUAGUAACUGUCGGAGGGGAAACUGUCCGCCAUCCUACUGUAACCCAGCGUGUCAAAGUCUACGUGUGUAUGGUAAAUGAUGUGUUCAAUUGCUUUGGUAUUCACUAAUUUUGAACCAGUAAUUUUGAAGUACCAAGUGCCUUUCUAGUCUUUCAUUUUAUGCUACGAUUCUUGUAUUUUUUUAUGUUUUAUAAUUUAUUUUUAAAAGUAUUUUUCAAAAACUUUUUUGCAUUAUGAUUGCCAUAAAUUCAUCAGUUGAUCACAAUCUUGACGAACAACAUUGUACUCAUCUCGUCGCGAUACUUUGUAGAAUAGAAUCCAUCACAAAGCUCAAUCCUCGCAUUUUUGUACAAGUAUUCAUUUUUGUGUCAUUUUAGUACAUAUUACU
This is a messenger RNA of Saccostrea cuccullata (small rock oyster), 1197 nucleotides long. RefSeq lists its product as uncharacterized. The record is from RefSeq and is a predicted model, not a curated record. The transcript is spliced from 4 exons. Bases 29 to 889 code for a protein of 286 amino acids. NCBI's taxonomy places the organism in Eukaryota, Metazoa, Mollusca, Bivalvia, Ostreida, Ostreidae.